AUGUCCUUCGAGACGAGCUUCCGCCCGUCCAGCAAGGCGGUCGGCGCCUCGUCCAUGCCCAACCUCCCCGCCCUGCUCAUCUGCUUCAUGCUCUUCCUGCAGACCUACCUCGCGCUCGCCAACCCCGCCGCCGCAGCUGCCGCCUCGGCGCUGUUCCCCGGGUACAAGACCCCCUCGCGCAGCGGCAACGGCAAGAACACCAACGACGGCAGCGCAAACGACAAGCACGCCAGGCUCAACAGCGACAACAACUACUACGACGUGAUCCUCCCACGGCAACAGCGGCAACAAUCGGUCGGCUCGACCUGCGACGGCUCCGAGGGGCAGUGGAACUGCAUGACCACCUCGUGGCAACGGUGCGCGGCGGGCCGGUGGAGCGUCGUCGUCGACAUGGCCGACGGGACGAACUGUCACCCCGGCGGGCUGACUUGGGACUUUGCGAUUGAGGAUCGGAGGGGACAGGGGGGUGGGAACGGCGGGGGACGCGCCACCAGCAGCGCGUUUCCGGGUUCCGGAUGGGGACUCAGGGGUGGCAUCGGUGGAGGUGGAGGGGGAGGGGGAAAGUAUUCUCUAGCAUUGGUGGAACGGCGGACGUCUUCCAAGGAAAAACCAACCGGUGUCUGGAUACAAAACUUGAUGUUCCCACGCCAGGUCUUGCUCUGA
Molecule: messenger RNA, 663 nt
Organism: Pyricularia oryzae 70-15
Lineage: Eukaryota; Fungi; Ascomycota; Sordariomycetes; Magnaporthales; Pyriculariaceae
Exons: 2
Coding region: 1-663 (220 amino acids)
Source: RefSeq, a predicted model, not a curated record